Molecule: messenger RNA, 498 nt
Organism: Phytophthora megakarya
Lineage: Eukaryota; Oomycota; Peronosporomycetes; Peronosporales; Peronosporaceae
Source: the annotation of a GenBank genome assembly
AUGCCGAAAUCAAGGUCGACGGAAGACGCAGGAAAUGCGGCAGUAAACCCUGCGAAGACUGAGGCAAACUCACUCGGUGAGGUUCCAGAUGCAAGUGAUGUUGACCCAGCGAUUCAAUCAGAGCGACGACGGAGAAUUGCUAUCGCCCAAGACGAAGAGCUAAAAUGGCUAAAUCUGAAAACGGUUUUACGAGGAAACUCCGACAAGCUCAAAUAUAGAGCUGCCCGAGAUGCGUGUAAGAUCGCGGAACGAUUUCUCUUGACUGACGACAAUGUGUUGUAUUAUAUGAACUCGACUCCGCGGGACCAACAAGACAACCAAGAUGAACUGAGACUGCUACUGGUAGUCCCUACUACGAUGAUCCAAGAGGUUCUUCAAAACAACCACGACUCAUUGGAAGGUGGACACCAAGGCGUAGUGAGGACAUAUCAACGAGUGAAGCAAGAUUAUUGUUGGUUUGGCCUUUACGCAGAUGUUGAAAAACACGUGAAAUCGUGA